AUGCCCUACAAUACUCGUCGCAAGUCGCUUUCCCUCCCUUCCCUGGGAAUUCACGUUCCCGUCACUCUGGCCGAACGCGACGCCGCCAGAGCUGCCGCCGCCGCAAGUCGACUCUCGCCUAGCCACAGCCAUAGCCAUAGCGCAUCCUCCUCCUCCACCUCAUCGAUGACGACUUCGCCCUCCUCGCACUCCCCAAGGAGUCCUUCCAGCCCCGCCGAUAUGGACGCUCAGACCCAUGUCUCCAAGAAGAUAAAACGUUCGCAUGCCGGCGACGACGCGCCUGCCGCCAAACGCCACCAGUCCGAAGCAAAUAAGCUGCCUCCAUCCCCGCCAAGGUCAAGGGCAUCGUCGGUCGAGAUGAAGGACGCCGCCGACUCUUCCUCCUCCAAGAUCGACCUGAGCAGUGUCAACGACGAGAUCGUCGAGGCUGUCAUCGUCCAGCUCCAAAAUGCCGGCAACCGCCCCCACAUCGUCAAGGAGCUCGUCCCCGUCCUGAUGCAACAGCUCAAGAUCGUCCAACAAUCCGCAAAUCCUUCUGCAAUCAUCUCGUCCCGGCUGUCUACCUAUCUAAAGCGCUCUUGCUGGAACGCAAACAACCCUUGCCCCAUGGCUAAGGAGCUCGAGACAGUCCACCCGCGCAGAACAUAUUUCUACCUUACAACAUGCCCUCACGGGCCCCUGCCUGAGCCGACGAUGGCAGCUCUGGCCGCGGCGCAUGCGCGCACACUCGUCACACCGAGCGCGACCUCGGCCUCGGAAGAUGCCGAUGACGAACGGAGAAGGGAGCUCAGCCCCUCGCCCGAGGUGGAUCUGUCGUCGCCCGAGUUCGACGACGUCGACGACGACAUGCCCAUGCCGGCCACCCCUGUCGGAUCCUUCUCUGGGCGCCCAAUUCCUACGCUGGCCCUCCCCGUGCAAACACAACGUGGAGCGUCGCCACCGCUGGAGAAGGACGAGAAGGAGUUCACCCAGACGGCAGACGGCCUGCAAAAACGCAAGCUCAGCGGUGAGCUUCUGCCGGCAAAGUCUGAGCUUGUCGUCCAGAGCACGGAGCUGGACGAGCAUGCCAAGGACGACAGCCUGUUCGGCGAGUCCAAGGCCGGCGCAACUCCCAGCCACCCACCACAGAUGGCCUUCCUCGCCAGCCCGGCAAUGCGCCCUGCCUUCUCUGUCAACACGAAGAAGGAGGGUGAGGCGGAGGGCUGGGCCAAGCUCGACAGCCUCUUGGAGUGGGACCGGAGCCCCGAGACAAUCGAGCUCGACGAGCUCGACUGCCUCCUAGACGACUUCUGA
Diaporthe amygdali is the source of this 1293-nucleotide messenger RNA. RefSeq lists its product as uncharacterized. NCBI's taxonomy places the organism in Eukaryota, Fungi, Ascomycota, Sordariomycetes, Diaporthales, Diaporthaceae. The coding region runs from base 1 to 1293 and encodes 430 amino acids. The record is from RefSeq and is a predicted model, not a curated record. The transcript is spliced from 2 exons.